CCUUAAAUUCAGGGUCCAGCUCACAUGGGAAAUGUUCUCUGAGAGUCACGGACAUCCUGUGCAAGAACAUGAAGCACCUGUGGUUCUUCCUCCUCCUGGUGGCAGCUCCCAGAUGGGUCCUGUCCCAGGUGCAGCUGCAGGAGUCGGGCCCAGGACUAGUGAAGCCUUCGGAGACCCUGUCCCUCACCUGCGCUGUCUCUGGUGGCUCCAUCAGCGGUAGUUAUGGCUGGAACUGGAUCCGCCAGCCCCCAGGGAAGGGACUGGAGUGGAUUGGGCGUAUCUAUGGUAGUAGUGGGAACACCUACUACAACCCCUCCCUCAAGAGUCGAGUCACCAUUUCAAGAGACACGUCCAAGAACCAGUUCUCCCUGAAGCUGAGCUCUGUGGCCGCCGCGGACACGGCCGUGUAUUACUGUGCGAGAGACACAGUGAGGGGAGGUGAGUGUGAGCCCAGACACAAACCUCCCUGCAGGGAGGCGGAGGGGGCGGGCGCAGGUGCCGCUCAGGACCAGCAGGGGGUGCAGCUGGUGCAGUUUGGGCCUGAGGUGAAGCAGCCUGUGGCCUCAGUGAAGGUCUUCUGCAAGGCUUCUGGUUACAACUUUACCACCUAUGACACCUCUGUCAGCACGGCGUAUCUGCAGAUCAGCAGCCUAAAGGCUGAGGACACGGCCGUGCAUUACUGUAUGAGAGACACAGUGUGGAAACCCACAUCCUGA
Molecule: messenger RNA, 716 nt
Organism: Mandrillus leucophaeus (drill)
Lineage: Eukaryota; Metazoa; Chordata; Mammalia; Primates; Cercopithecidae
Product: putative V-set and immunoglobulin domain-containing-like protein IGHV4OR15-8
Exons: 4
Coding region: 69-716 (215 amino acids)
Biological process (GO): complement activation, classical pathway; phagocytosis, engulfment; positive regulation of B cell activation
Cellular component (GO): immunoglobulin complex, circulating; external side of plasma membrane; blood microparticle
Molecular function (GO): immunoglobulin receptor binding; antigen binding
Source: RefSeq, a predicted model, not a curated record